CCGUGUGUCUCGCGUCACCUGAGUUCGUGAACACCUGAAACCGGUCUAGAAAACCUGUUAAAAACUUCUAUUGAACUCGACCCAGACCCUCGUCAACGUUUCGAGAAAGGUCGGGUCUGCUUCCAGCGCCACCCGCAGGCAAAAUGUCCGGCGCCCCUCUGUUCACGCGCCUCAGCCUCCCCGAGGGACUGGAGGAGGUCGUGGAAGGGCUGGCGAGGGAGGUCAUCAAGAGUCAGGUCUCAGAGCCCUUCGACAUCUACAACUUCGCCUGGAAACACUUCUCCGAUCUGGUCAGCCGCAAGAAGGACCUCCCAGCGAAGGAUGCUGCUCCCUACGCCCCGCCCAACCGCUACAGGAAAGCGGACGCCAGCGGGAACAACCAGUAUGGCAGGAGAGGAGCCCCCACCGGAAGUGUCAGGGUCGUGCCGACAGUUCCGUCGAGGAGGCGUGGAAAGAGCCUGGGAGAGGAUGGCGUCGGCAAGACAGGCUCCCUCGAUCGCGAGCGGCCUCCUCGGCGCUCCUUCAUAGCGGAGACCAGAGACAGAAUGAAAAAGUCCGUCUCUCUCGACCGGCGGACCGUGCCGGGCCUCAGCCGAAGCAAGUCGUCCAGCCGCGACAAAGUCAAUCAGUCCCGCGAAUCGAUCGUCGGGAAACCAAGAAAGGGAAGGAAAAAGGGUGCCAACAACGUCCCCCUUGGCGCUGUCGCGGGCGCUGUGGCAGCUGGAACAGCAGCAGCGGCUGCGGGAGCUGUCGUGGCUGGUAGUUCUGCUGACGACGAUGCUCCUGCAGAUGCUGCUGAGGAAGUAGAGGCUGUAGCAGAAGCCGCUGAUGAAACAGAGCCGCAGUCACGGCAGCUGUCGUGCUGCGGGACGAGGCCGAGGAGGUGGCGAGCGUCGGCGUGUCGGCAGAGGCUCCGGAGGAUCCAGGAGCGGAUGCUGCCGCCGAUGCUGCAGAUGAUGCCAAGGAAGCGGACCCUGCAGCAGGAGAGGCAGAUGUAG
Molecule: messenger RNA, 998 nt
Organism: Penaeus monodon (black tiger shrimp)
Lineage: Eukaryota; Metazoa; Arthropoda; Malacostraca; Decapoda; Penaeidae
Exons: 5
Coding region: 144-998 (284 amino acids)
Source: RefSeq, a predicted model, not a curated record